CGAGGCCUGGGCAAAUCUGCUAGUCGUCACGUCAACAGGUGUGCGAGAUGUUCGGGUAACGAAGAGGAAGGAGAAGAUGUCGGUGUAAUUUCCUCAAAUCUUUAGCCAGACGAAUGCAUUGAGUCCUUCUCCUCGGUCAGUGGCAGAUGUGUGUUCAUACCUGACAGUCUAAUUCGACUCUGCUAGGUGGGAAUCAAGGAAUAUUUUUUUCAUCGCGUGGAUUAGACAUUGCAAACGCCAUGCUAUCGGGCUACGUGAAGCGUGUCAAAUCCGCGCUAAAACGGUCAUUUGAGGUGGAGGAGACAGAUACAUCCACACACCCUUCACCCCUCUCUCGUCGGACCACCAACCCUCUCCGCUCAUCCACCUCCUCCACAUCCAGCCAGCGGAGCUACGACCUGAGCUCCCGCAACUCUGACUACUCCUCUUCAAGAUCUUCCCCCUCCGAGUCCUCCAAUCCACGUUCCCCAAAGACCGGCAUGAGGCGCAUUGAGUUAUCAGGGGGUCGUAACCCUGACACAGCCUCUUCCCGCCGCACAGAAAUCUCCAUUGAGGUCUCUUCCAAGCAAAUCGACAACUCACCCAGUGCUGGCAUCGCCCGCUUUGGCCUCAAACGACCUGAGGUCAGCUUGAGCAGUCGGAGCACCCCCCUGGACAGCUCCUCCAACUCCAUCUCCAGCUCCACAAACAGGCGGGCAGAGAUCAGCAUGACACGGCCCCAUGAGCCCCCCGCCCCUCCCAAGAGGAUGGAUGCCCAGCUGUCCUCUGCCCCAGUCUCUAGGAUCCCUGAGCCACCCCAGAGAAGAGCAGAGCCCCCGUCCCCCAUCCUCAGCCCAGCUGAGGGGGCCUCCAGGAGGCCAGAGAUGCCUGUCUUCAGACAGCCGGACGGUUUGGUGCCAGGCAAUGCAAUGGAGAACAACAACCACCCGCCUCCUGCACCUAGCGCUCCCCUGCCUUUCCUGGCAGAGCCCCGGGUGGAGAGGAUGCAGUCGCCUGUCACAGAGGCGCCCACAGCCCGACCAACAGACAGGCCAGAGGUGAUUUCCAGCUACAGCGGCAGUGCCAUGUCUGAGGUGGUGGUGCCUGAUGCUAUGGUGUCCCCAGCAGUGGGUGGCCUGUACGGGGAGAAGGGCAGUGGCCCCGUGGUGGACUUCAGUUACGUGGGCAUUGACGCCAUUCUAGAGCAGAUGAGGAGGAAGGCCAUGAAGCAGGGUUUUGAGCUUAACAUUAUGGUUGUGGGACAGAGUGGCCUGGGAAAGUCUACUCUGAUGAACACGCUGUUCAAAUCUAAAGUCAGCCGUAAAUCAGUGCUGGCGACAGCCCAGGAGAAGAUCCCCAAAACAAUUGAAAUCAAGUCUAUCAGUCAUGACAUUGAGGAGAAGGGAGUGAGAAUGAAGCUGACAGUCAUUGACACACCAGGCUUUGGAGACCAGAUAAACAAUGAGAACUGCUGGCAGCCCAUCAUGAAGUUCAUUAAUGACCAGUAUGAGGCGUACCUGCAGGAGGAAAUCAACAUCAACAGGAAGAAAAGGAUCCCAGACUCCAGAGUUCACUGCUGCAUAUACUUCAUCCCCCCGACAGGUCACUGUCUGCGACCUCUUGAUGUAGAAUUCAUGAGACGCCUCAGUAAGGUGGUCAACAUUGUCCCAGUCAUUGCCAAGGCGGAUACGCUCACCCUGGAGGAGAGGGACUUCUUCAAAAAGAAGAUCAGGGAAGAGCUGCGAGCCAAUGGGAUUGACGUGUACCCUCAAAAGGAAUUUGACGAAGAUGCAGAGGACAGAAUGAUCAACGAGAAGAUCAGGGAGAUGAUCCCAUUUGCUGUGGUGGGCAGUGACCAGGAGUACCAGGUCAAUGGCAGGAGGCUGCUGGGGAGGAAGACCAAGUGGGGAACCAUUGAAGUUGAGAACAUAGCCCACUGUGAGUUUGCCUAUUUAAGAGAUCUCCUCAUCAGGACCCAUAUGCAGAACAUUAAGGACAUCACCAGCAGCAUCCACUAUGAAAUGUACCGUGUGAGGCGCCUCAAUGAGAAUAACACAGUGGUGGCUCAUGCUAAUGGUAUCCCAGAACAUCAUCUUGCUGCCCACGAGAUGUAGACGCCACCUGCACCGCCGCAGUUGACCUCAAUUGGGAGUAAUUCAUUUGCUAUGAGACUCUAAUCUUCAUUGACAGCCUUCCCACCACUCCAGCCCCCAUCUCACAGGUGGGAUAGAAACUUAAAAGCCUGCCAGAGGGACUUUAUUUUCAAUAUGUUUCGGCGGCUUAAUGGACAGUUCAUGUCAGUUUUUUGCCUCGUUAACAAACACUAUCCUCUCACUAUUGCUGACAAAGAGAGUGAAGAGAAGUUUGAAUCUUCGUAAUGUGCUGCAGCUUGAUUUUACCUGCUUCCAGAUCUUAACAUUAACCUUGGUGGUUUUUACUUGUGGUGCCAAACAGAGCGGACUGACACAAAAUAUGUUUCAGUCAGAGUCGCCUUAACCGGUAACAUGUUAAUCUUGACCACUUUUACUUUUUUCAAGUUUCAUAUUUUUUAGCAGUGUUUAUAAGAAUUCAUGCCGUAACAGAAGCACAGUUUUCUGUCUUUAUGCAAACAGCUGUAUCAACGUGUGUGGGAAGUUAUGAUAUUCAUUAUUGCACUUGAUCGCUACAUCUUCUGACAUUGACAAAGCAUGUUGGAAUGGGGCUGGGCAGCACUUUGCCAACAUAUGACACACAUACAGUCAUUCAGCUCUCGGCCAAUAGUUAAACAAAAAAGGUUAUGAAAUAGCACAUCAUAUGUUUGAGUUUAUCUUUUUUGUCACAAGUUGUGUUUUGCUUUACCUGUUUAUGUUUGUGUCAUGUUAAAUUCCAAGUAAUAAAUGACAUUGUUUAUUAAUAGAAA
Molecule: messenger RNA, 2878 nt
Organism: Xiphias gladius (swordfish)
Lineage: Eukaryota; Metazoa; Chordata; Actinopteri; Istiophoriformes; Xiphiidae
Product: septin-9-like
Exons: 11
Coding region: 240-2093 (617 amino acids)
Biological process (GO): cytoskeleton-dependent cytokinesis
Cellular component (GO): cell division site; septin ring; microtubule cytoskeleton
Molecular function (GO): molecular adaptor activity; GTP binding; GTPase activity
Source: RefSeq, a predicted model, not a curated record